AUGACUGUCCAGAGAGGGUCCAGUGUGAGAGGCACCAACUACACAAAGCCUAGACCUUUUUCCACAAACAACCCAUUCAGAAACGCAUCCUACGAUUCAAACAUUGGCUCGAGAACAGCAAGCCAGAACUCUGAACAACAACAACAUUUCAACAACUGGGUCGCUAAGAACCAGAGUCAAUUGAGUUUCAGUAGUGAUGACGAAGAUGGCGACCUGUUUAAGGUUCCUCAGUCCAUCGGAAGACCAACAUACCAAAGAACACAGUCCAACAGUUCAGCGGGUAGUGCUCACUCAGCUAGAGGAAUCCCACCGUAA
Hansenula anomala is the source of this 315-nucleotide messenger RNA. RefSeq lists its product as uncharacterized. NCBI's taxonomy places the organism in Eukaryota, Fungi, Ascomycota, Saccharomycetes, Phaffomycetales, Wickerhamomycetaceae. The coding region runs from base 1 to 315 and encodes 104 amino acids. The transcript has a single exon. The record is from RefSeq and is a predicted model, not a curated record.